This is a messenger RNA of Sinocyclocheilus anshuiensis, 2698 nucleotides long. Its product is annotated as synaptotagmin-14-like. Lineage: Eukaryota; Metazoa; Chordata; Actinopteri; Cypriniformes; Cyprinidae. Gene Ontology annotation, molecular function: phospholipid binding. The transcript has 10 exons. The record is from RefSeq and is a predicted model, not a curated record. Bases 1 to 1860 code for a protein of 619 amino acids.
AUGCAGGAAAUGCACAAGCACUUCUCUCAGAACAGAAAUGUACCAUCUGAUGCGCAUCCCCCUCUCCUCCCCCGCGCACUGGAGCGGUCGAGCCCACCCCGUUUUAAGCGCGCGCCAUGGUUCAGUCCAGACCAGAACAUCAUGGCGAUAGAUGGUGGAGAGCGGAAUUGUGGAGUACAUGAGCUUAUCUGCAUCAGAAAAGUGUCUCCUGAGGCUCUGGGGUUCCUGUCUGGCAUUGGUGUGUUCAUCUUUCUUGUGAUUGUACUCUUUCUUUACCUCAAUAACAAACUAUCCCUUGAGAGUGCCAACCAACUGUCCAGCCUUGACCAGUACAGAAAGAGCACAGAGCCAGCAGAUAAGAGCUGUGUGAAUGCAGACUAUCACUGCUCGUCGUCAGACAGUGAUGAUGAGGUGAUUGGCCAGUACCAGGAGGCUGUGUCUCGAUCGCAGGGUCUCCAGGGUGGUUCAGCGGGGACUAACUCACACCACCAGAAGGGCUAUGGCUGGGACACACGGCAGAAAUACUACCCCCUAGCGGCUGAAUAUGAUGGCUACAGCAGCGAGGCCUCAGCAGAUGAUGUAAACUGUAUCCAGCGGAUGAGACGGACUCCACCAUUGGAUGAGCUGCAGCCUCCACCCUAUCAGGAUGAGGAUGGGUCACCACGCAUGUCGUGCACACCGUCUGACCUGGGCGAUGCCAAAUGUGACCUUUCCCAGGGGAGCGAGAGCCCCAGACACAGCUAUGAAAAAUGUCCAAGUGAGGUCAGCGGAGCACAGGAAACAGAGAGUUUCCUUAAGGGCUAUGAAGAAGAUGUACCCAGUGACAGCACUGCUGUACUCAGCCCAGAGGAUCUGUCUGCACGUGGAUCGGCGGCUCAGCUUCCCAAAGGUUAUGACCCUGAGCCUCUCACUCAAUAUGGAACUCUCGACGUCAUCUUCGACUACGAUUCGUCUGACCAGCGUCUGUCCGUCACGAUAACGGCGCUGACGGACAUUCCUUCUCUCAAACACACGGGUAACAUCUCCUGGCAGGUGCAUCUGGUGCUGCUGCCCACCAAAAAACAGAGGGCCAAAACCAUUGUCCAGCGUGGCCCCUGCCCCGUCUUCACAGAGACAUUUCACUUCAGCCAUAUCGAGUCGGAGAUGAUCGGGAACUACGCCGUCCGGUUCCGCUUGUACAGCAUCCGCAGGAUGAAGAAGGAGAAGGCUCUCGGAGAGAAGGUGUUCUACCUCACCAAACUCAACCUGCAGGGCAAGAUGUCGGUCCCCAUCGUACUGGACCCCUGCUGCAACAUACCUGGCAGUGACUCUCAGGCAAGCGUGUCAGACGUAUCGUGCAGCGAGACGGCCUCGUCGUUCCCAUCUGCUGGUCAGGGGUCGGCUCCUGAGAUCCUGCUGGGGCUUGUGUACAACGCCACUACAGGACGUCUCUCUGUGGAGGUCAUCAAAGGAAGCCACUUUAAAAACCUGCCAGCAAAUAAACCUCCCAACAGUUUGUUCUGUUGUCUAAAGCACUUGAUAGGUGGGCAGGUGUACAUAAUCCGAGACACGUACGUAAAGCUGACUCUACUGAACUCAAUGGGUCAAGAGAUGUCCAAGUGCAAGACGUCCAUUUGCCGAGGCCAACCCAACCCCACCUACAAGGAGACCUUUGUGUUCCAAGUAGCUCUGUUCCAGCUCUCCGACGUCACGCUCAUCCUGUCGGUCUACAACAAGCGCAGCAUGAAACGGAAGGAGAUGAUUGGCUGGAUCUCUCUGGGGCUGAACAGCUCUGGGGAGGAGGAGCUGACACACUGGACACAGAUGAAGGAAUCGAAGGGACAACAGGUGUGUCGAUGGCACAGUCUUUUGGAGUCCUAGAAUGUCAACAAGUGAUGUCAAUGAUGUGUGUAAUGGCGUGGGUGACAGAGAGCAGGUCAUGCCCUCGAACGGCCCCAAGAUGACAGAGCUGGCCCUCACUGCAGUGCAUUAUGAGAAAUGCGAGUAGUUCUGGGGAUGUAAUCUGCUCUCCUUCCCAAUGCACUGUGGGAAACAGGUUAGAGAAAAUGGUGAGAACAGGGUUAGAGAUGCCACACCGUUAAUGGAGGAAACGCUAUUGAGACAGACUUUUAUGUUUAUUUCGAUAUUUAUUUGUAUAUUUUUUGACUUGAUGUUUCUAUUUUGUUCAGCUUAAUAUGGGGUUAUGGUGUUUAAGGCACAGUAAGAGAGAAAGAAUAAUUGAAUAUAUGUGUGAGAUCCAGACGUGAAAGAUCUACAGAGAUGAGACGAGUUCAAAUAUCUUAGCUCAGAUUAUAACUGGUGUCCUAAGAUUACUUUACUCAGACCUACCAAAGUUGUACAGGGGUACAAUUACUGUCAGGUUGACUAGAUGCCAUUCUGAGGCAUUUUAAUGGAAACUCUGACAGAUGUCUGGGUUUCUCAACAUGUGAUCAGAUUUUCUAGAUUGUGUUCUUAUUUAGUUCAGGAUUUAGUUAAUUCCACUUUGAAAUGUACUAUACAGUAAGAUGGCCAAUCCAGACUUCACCACACAUAGCCUGUCAUCCAGUGUUAUGUGUCCGCUAUUUUAUUCCCCUCAUUCUGAAUUUAAUACUUGGAUCAGAAACACCACAAAACAAACAGAAUUUUUUUUUUUAUUUCAUUCUCAAUAUAACAUUAACAGCCAAUAAGGCUAGAACUUUUGUUUUAACUAUACUUUUCU